AUGUCUUUAUCAGGGCACAAAGCAAUGGUUUCCCAGGUGAUAUAGCAAGAUUUCUAUCUCCAGCACUGAAGACUUCUAUUCCCAUGUGCUUGCUGUUCAAAAUCAGACUCAGUUCUGCCAAUGCUGGCGUACUUAGCGUUUGCAGGAAGCUGUUUUUUAAUGAAAAUCCUACAUUGGAUUGUAAUAAUUGGUCAUCUAGUGUUUCUAAUUUCCAGUUACUAACAUGGACAGAGGUGAAGGUCAGUCUCUCAGCUCUUGAUAUAGAGUUCAGAAUUGUAUUUCAAGCAACCAAAGGGGAAGGUGAAGGUUAUAUUGAUGUUGAUAAUAUAUAUAAAAUUGAUG
Candidula unifasciata is the source of this 342-nucleotide messenger RNA. NCBI's taxonomy places the organism in Eukaryota, Metazoa, Mollusca, Gastropoda, Stylommatophora, Geomitridae. The record is from the annotation of a GenBank genome assembly.